UGGCCAAGUUGGCUAGAAGCCCUGAACCCCAACAACCGGGGACUCUGAUCUAAGUCGCGAUGAAGAACCUCACCUCUCGAACCAUCUUCCUGUGUACCUCAUCUUCUUAUACUAUUCCAUGUCCGUAUUUCUUCUCUCAUCACUGUCUGUUCUCCUAUUCGAGCAGCACCGAAGAAUCUUCAAAGAGGAGAGGAGGAACCUCCCAAAAUUCGUCUUCUUCUUCAUGGCGACAUCACGACGAUGAGAGCCGGAAUGUAAAGGUGUCGGUCUGGUGGGACUUCGAGAACUGUUCUGUACCUUAUGGGACUAACGUAUUCAGAGUGACCCAGAGAAUUACAUCUGCCCUAAGAACUAAUGGGAUGAAGGGACCCAUUACUAUCACCGCCUUCGGGGAUGUGAUGCAGCUCUCGAGAUCGAAUCAAGAGGCUCUCUCUUCCACUGGGGUCUGUCUUAACCACAUUCCUCACGGUGGGAAGAACAGUGCCGAUAGGUCUCUGCUGAUUGAUCUCGUGUAUUGGGUGUCUCAAAAUCCUCCACCUGCACACCUCUUUUUAAUUUCAGGGGACCGGGACUUCGCAAAUGUUUUACACCGGAUGAGAAUGAAUAAUUAUAACAUACUGCUUGCAAGUACAGACUCUGCACCUGGAGUCCUUUGUAGUGCUGCCAGUAUCAUGUGGCAAUGGAAUGCUCUUGUUAAAGGAGAGAGCCAAACUGCUAAGCAUUUUAACCAACCUCCAGAUGGUCCCUAUGGUUCUUGGUACGGCUACCAUAAAGGGCCACUGGAUGACCCCUUCUUGGAGAUGGAACAACCUGCCUGUUCACAUCCUGAGGAUUUGCCAGAAGCUGGAUUAGAUUCCAAGCCUCGCCCAGUCCCCAAGGCUUUUCUGCGUCAGAUUCGUCAAAUUUUGAACCUGUACCCAAAAGGAAUACCCAUUACAACUCUUCGUGCAGAGCUGGCAAAAAGUAAUGUCACCAUGGAUAAAGACUUAUUUGGACACAAAAAGUUUUCUCGCUUGCUUUUAUCUAUGCCAUCUGUUUUGAAGCUUCAGCCUGGGGGUGAUGGCCAGAUGCUAUGUAUCCUCGCAAACAGUGCUGAACCAGUUGAGUCCAAUUCAAAAUUAUCUACAGGGCCAGAAACUAAUGACGGAGAUGGGGACCAAGCUGCAAUUGUAGAGCAAAAUGGUGAGGACAGUGCCAAAACUGCAUAUGUGAAUGAGAAAUCAUUGUCAUCACCACCAGCACCUCCACUAAAAGUUGAAGAGCCUCCUCCACUUGCCCAGAAAGAGAUUAAUGAGCCUGUGACUGUGGGCCAUCCUCCUGCUAAUGUGGAGAAGCAGGAUUCAACAUCUGAAAUAGGCUUUUUCCAUAGAAUCUGGAGGACCUGGUUCAGUUAUAAAAGUGGGGUUUCUAAUGAGAAAGGAGAUAGCAUUCCAGAGAAAUGUGGUACAACUGAUUUCUCUAAGAAGACAAAAUCUGAGCAAAAAUCCUUUGGAUCAGUUAAUGGUCCCACUCCAUCCAAAUCUUCUAAUGAGAAAAGGGAUAGCAUUCGAGAGAAAUGUGGUACAACUGAUUGCCCUAAAAAGGCAAAAUCGGAGGAAAAAUCUUCUGGAUCAGUUACUUGUUCCACGUCAUCAUCGUCAUCAUUAUUAAAUGCAACUCAAACAGUUCAGGAUGAGAAUGUAGCCAAGGACUCUGAAGGAAGUGAUGAGAAAUCAGGCUCAAGUGAAGGGCUGUUUAGAAAAAUUGUGAACUGGUGUGGAUUUUGGAGAAUUAGCAGAAUUCCUGACAAUGAUGACAAUGGACAAUGUCAUAAGGAGCUGAACAAACAUAACGAAUUAUUCUCCAGAGACUUUUUCUGGACUGAGAUGGAUUUAUUUAUACAUACUCCUAAAGGUUCAAUCCUUGUUUCUCAAUCAAAGACCAGGGAACAGAUGGGACAAAAGCUACAAAAGGAAGGGCCCAUAGUUCUUAAUAAUCUGAUUGAAAGUGAUCUCCUUCACUUGGUGGAUUUGUUAAUCUCUGAGAAGAAAUGGGUGGAAGAAUGCCCCUCGCAAACUUUUCCAUUUAAACCCAUUCAUCAUGCUAGAACAGGGUCCUCUAAUCUUCCAGGUUCAACCGGGUUGAGUUCUAUCUUUUCUGCUAAGCUGUCUCAGUCUGAGUCAAAAUUGCGAGGCCUCCCAGAACAUGGGGUGGAAAAGAAGGACCGAAGUCAGUUUCAACCUGCAGCAUGUUCAACUGAAAGCAACAAGAGACCUUCUGGAACUGGGAAGGCCAGACAUGAGAUCCUAGCUGAUUGCAAGAAGCUUGUGACUGAGAUCUUAGAGGAAUACCCAGAGGGAUUCAAUAUGGGAUCCUUCAAAAGGUUGUUUGUGGAGAGGUAUGGUUAUGUUCUUGAUUAUCAAAUGCUUGGUUACUCAAAAUUGGCUCCCUUGCUACAGACAAUGCCAGAGGUGAAGAUAGAGUAUACUUAUAUCCUACCUGCCAAAAAAGCAUCAGGGUAUCAGGGCUCAGACAUUGCACCCCCUUUUUCCUAUAGCGUAGAAAAUCAUGGUAUUGGAAAGUUGAGCAACUCAGAUGGUGAAUUAUCUGAUUCAGCAAGGAAAGAAAAUCAUCGUGACUCUUUGUGGGAGGAGCUUGGACAAAUAACUGGAACAAGUUCUUACAGAUAUGACUCAGGAUUAAAGCUCAAUGGGGAAGCAAAAAUAGAAAUGAAGGGACAAAUGGAUUUUGAUGAUGAUUGUUUAUCAGAGGACAAGCUUUCAGAUUCUGGAGAGAAUGUGAAGUUAGAUCGAACAGAAGGGCUAGAUAAAUCCAGAUGUGAAGAAGAUAGUUCUCUACUACAGAUUCUUGACUCAUGGUAUAGCAGUAAGGAUGAUAGUGGUAGCAAUGGUCAAUCACAGAAGGUUGAGGAGGUUAUGGAUUCUUCCAGAAUUGGUUCGAAGUCUUCAAGUUCAUCUCGGGCUGAGACGAAGAGCAAAUCCUCUGUGGCGAACAGUGGGCACAAAAUAAAGCCGAUGAAGAAAAUUUCUUUUGUUUCAGAUCCAGUUGGUGAUGACAAGGAAAAACUAAUUGAUAACAUACUUGGUAGCUUGAAAAAGUCAGCUGAGACGAAAAUGGAGAGUUGAGGGUUGAAUGUUCUGGAAGGAAGAAUAAAUAAAUUGUUACUGUUUCCUCGACUCGACAAUUCGAAAUUAAAGGGCAAUAGGUUACCCAUCAGUUUAGUACUUUGAUCAGAGGAAGAAUGAUGAUAGGAGUUUCCAAUCUUAUUGUGAACUUGGAAACUCAACUGAGUCUUGUUGCAGCUAGAUGGGUUGAAUCCAUGAAUCUUGUUUUGCCAUUCAACCUUACUAGUUUACCAUUUGAUUAUUUUCCCCUCAGAGGUGGUUCCACAGCAUAGAUCAUAGGAUGAAUUUGCAAAUUCAAAAUUUUUAGCUUAAAUGUACCAUAGGGCCUGUUAUGGUUGUCAUAUUGAUUUAUCACAUGAGUUUUUUGUAUUUCUUCCCCCACCCCCACCCCAAAAAAAAAAAUUGUAAUUGAAUGAAACAGUAAACAGGGUGGUGAGUUCCCCUCAGCAAAGUUGGUUCAAUGGUCGGCUCUGCUUCUGGCUA
Molecule: messenger RNA, 3608 nt
Organism: Macadamia integrifolia
Lineage: Eukaryota; Viridiplantae; Streptophyta; Magnoliopsida; Proteales; Proteaceae
Exons: 3
Coding region: 60-3125 (1021 amino acids)
Biological process (GO): regulation of gene expression
Cellular component (GO): peroxisome
Molecular function (GO): RNA nuclease activity
Source: RefSeq, a predicted model, not a curated record